AUGGCUCCUAACGCGCGAACGAAGGCGCCGGCAGGACGUGGACGCCCCAAGAGAGCCGUCGCGCCAGCCAUAGCACUCGCGCCUGUCGCAAACACAACGCCAGCAAAACGAGGUCGUCCUGCUAAGGCGGCUGAGGCUGUUGAGGUCGCUGCUGAGCCUCCGAAGAAGCGCGGCAGGCCCCCGAAAAAGGCAGAAACAGAUGUUCAGGCGGUAGUCGCAGACAUGGCUGUCGCGCCCAUGUCCGGUAAGAAGUCGGCUGGUCGCGGUCGUCCUCGCAAAGAAAAAGCGCCCACGACUGCCACCAAGGCAGAUUCUGCUACACCUAAGCACGGCCGCCCUGCAGCCAAGGCAGCUGUGAAUCUCAACCUCGUCGCUGGCUCUCCCCGCGUCACCAAGCGCACUUCACUCCGCACCAAGAAGACCGCGCCCAAGCCCAGUAGAGCUGCUGCCAUGAGCACAUCCCGCCUGGACCCGCGCAUACGCUCAAAGCUGCGCACCCGUCUCCCCGCGUCCACCAAGGUGGCACAGGAAGCGCGAGCUCCUCAGCCCACCAAGCGCGGUCGUCCCAAGAAGGUGGUCGCUGAAUCAUCGGCGCCAAAGAAGGCUGAUGUGCUCAAGAAGACCGCAGUUUCCAAGAAGUCUGCUGGCCGCAAGCCCGGAAUCGUCAUCGUCGAGAAGGCUACUAAGUCGCCGGUAGUGAAGCCCGGAAAAGUCGGUGCUCCACGCAAACGCCGCGGUCUCACAACUCUCGAGAUUCCCGACAAAUUCGCCAAAGCAGUCCAGGAGUUCUACAAGAAUUUGCUAGCUGCUGAUGCCGACAAGUCACUGGCUACACCCCUAGAGAAUGGCGAGGGAUCUGCUGCCGACGAUGAACUUGCAGACGAGGCUGUGGAGGAUGCAGAAGAGGAAGAGGGACACGAAGGAGAGGCAGAGGGAGAGGAAGACGUCGACCUGACCAGCGCAACCGCAGGCGCCAAGGGAGACGUAAAUGAUGUUGCAACAUCAUCUGGUUCAGAGAGCGAGCAUGAUACCGACCCACAGCAAGGAUCGUCAUCACCCGAUCCAGAGCAGGGCCUCAAUCGUGCCUUUCAAGCUCCCCAAGAACAAGUUUCCGCCUCAUCCUCAGAGCAACAUGUCUCCAUGCCGGGUCAAUCCUCUUUGGCGCCCACGCAGCUCCACAGCAAACAAGUCGUUCAACGCGAACAGACUUUGGAAAUCGAUAGUGCAGGAAACGUGAUGGAGGAGUUUGAGGAAGGAGUAGUCGUCUACGAGGGCACAAACGAGUUUACCAGGUCCUUGCCCGAUCCCACUGCCAAGUCUAUGUUUGCAGCGGCGUCCUAG
This is a messenger RNA of Plenodomus lingam JN3, 1341 nucleotides long. NCBI's taxonomy places the organism in Eukaryota, Fungi, Ascomycota, Dothideomycetes, Pleosporales, Leptosphaeriaceae. The record is from RefSeq and is a predicted model, not a curated record.